GCUAUCGGCCUCAAAGGAAUUUUUUUGCAUUUAAAUCCGUUUCUUAAGGAAAGUAACUAUUUUAAGCAAUUUAAUGUCGCUAACAAUAACAAACUACAAAAAACCGCCUGGUGGAGUAGUACCCAGGCAGACGGUCGUACCAUUUCGGCCAAAGACAGAGGAUUUCCAGCGAAUACCAAAGUUGGAGCCGGGUAUAACACCUGUAAGAGGGACAUCAGAAGGCGUAUUUCUAAACCAGAUUCCAGUUGUCUUGCGGCCAACCAUGAAAAGAGCAUCCACGACAGUGUCAGCGUCCACGACACCAAUUACAUCUUCGCCAGGUACUGUAGGACAAAUCCUGCCUAAGACGCCAAAAUAUACACUAAAUUUUAGUUCCAGUAGCUCUCCUGCGUCAUCCAGCAGCUCGGUGCAAUGGAAAGUUCGGAGGGAGUCCCAGAGCUUGGGCGUAGCUAUAAACUCACUGCCGCCAAACACAAUCAUCAAGGCGACCACGAGACCAGCAGGAUUGGUGCCGGCCACAUCACCUAUGGUGACUUCGCCACCAAGUACUCCCGCGAGCAGUAGGAGCUCCCUGCAGAGCACACCAACAGUGUCCGCCGUCAGACAAGCUGUGUUUAUCAAGAGGGAGCUUCCCCAGCCUCAGAGAACGAUGCGAAGCUUAACGCUUAGUCUCGUGGAACACGCUCCAAUGCUUCACCUCGGAGUGGCAGCGGAGCACCUGCCCCUGCUGAAGCGACACAUCUGCAGAACCGCCAACAUCACCCACCUGGAUUGUUAUAUCACGCUGCGGAAACUUCGUCAAAAUGAACCUUUUGCCCUGCUUGCCGAACACUUCGAAGUAAGCGAAGCGGAUGCAAAGGACACGUUUAAGCGAACUUUAAUCAAGCUGGCGCGCUGCAUGCGGACGCUAAUCCGGUGGCCGGACGCCCAGCACUACCAAGAACGGCUGAAGCACACGCCUAUAGACUACAGAGCCACUCUUCUGCACGUUCGAUCGCUGAUCGAGUGCGUGGAAACGGACGUGGACGAAGAGUUUCGAUUGGGUAGCUCCACCUACAAAUUUAUACUCUGCAUUAACACAAACAGCAUUAUUAGCUAUGUGUCCAGCGUAUACCCUGGCAAUUGCGACGAUCUCCAGUUGUUUGAGGCCAGCAAUUUUCGGGACGUAGUUCCCAAGUACCUGACCCUCUGUGCGGAACCUGGCAAGGCAGUGAAACGCACGAGGCGAAUCGGAACAGAUGACGACUCGGGGGAUGAGGAAGAGUUCCAGGAUGGGCCAGCUCCAUCGCUAAGCAAAUACCAUGCCCAGCGGUUGACUGGCCGGCUAGCCAGCCAGCAGUCUCUGAGUGUUGUGGACGGAGCUCUCGUUUCGAAAAGAGCCGCGUCGAUUCAGCUGCCGACCUUAAAAGUUCAAGAACCCGCAUGUAGAGCUCAAAUGAGGAAUUUGGUCGAUGGCCUCAGGGAGUUCCGAAUGCUUGGCCAUUCCGCGAUAGAUCAGAAAUCCCUCCUGGGGUACCUCGAUGAAAUGUUAAUUGUGGCAUGUGCCCUGUGCAAUCUAAAGCGGCAGGAGCUGCACUGCUAACACACAAUGUGUCAGUCCAAGGCCUGUUUUAGGGCCAAAUAGGGAGUAAGCUUAAAGAAUAAAUGUCGAAUUUUAAUUGUGAA
Messenger RNA from Drosophila bipectinata, 1665 nucleotides. It is a transcript of the gene Camp, whose product is annotated as Cathelicidin-like antimicrobial protein. The record is from RefSeq and is a predicted model, not a curated record. Lineage: Eukaryota; Metazoa; Arthropoda; Insecta; Diptera; Drosophilidae.